AUGCCCAGACACGGCCUCCACCUCGCUUCUCCGACCGAGGAUGAUGCCGGCUGCACGUGUUUUGGAGCAUUCCCUACCCCUGCCAGCACGCUGUCGAGCGUCCGUGUAACAGAAGAUGAAAUCCUCCCUGCAUCCCUUUUCGUGCCGCUUGGCCGCCCGGAAUCCGCUGCAGCCGAUCCCGAGAAGGCGCUCCCGUGGGUGUCGGAGUGCGCCGUCCAUCUGCAGCUGCUCGAGGCCUUUUCCGUCAUGAAAGCAAAAUGCUUGAAGUCGAAAAAGCUCACCCGCUCGCUCGGCCUGAGCAAGUACUUUGCCUUGGCCUUGGCCAACAGCGAGAAGCGAGACCAACUCUCUCGCGCCAAGUGGGACACGUUCGUUUCUCUUGCUGUCAUUCGAUUUAAGAAGUGGUGGGAUGUGCUCCCUGAGAUUCUGCGUGAAACGAACGAGGGCAAAUCCAAGCCGGAGAUGACCCUGAGAACCUUCCCUCCGCUUGAUGUGCUCAUGAUCUGGAUAACCCAAUUAUUCUCGCCCGACCACUAUAGGAACAUGUGCCAGGACUCAAUUAAGGAGUGGGACGUUUCUGCCAUGGAGUUUCCCUGGGAACUGCUGCAUUCCAUCAUCGAUCCUUAUGACAGCACCUACAACCUUCCCAAAGAAGCUGAGCGCUAUUUUCACGAGAAGACCGGCCUCGAUGCAGACCUCUACGCGCAUUUGACCGAUGUCAGUGCGCACGACCGCCUCUCACGGAUGUACCUUCACCGCUUCGCCCUGUCCCAGCUUCCCGGAGCCAAGAAGUUCAACACGAAGGAGCUGGAUGCCCGGCCCAGCGAUUUCUCGCAGCUCAUGCGCGACUAUGCCAUGUGGAACUUCGCCAUCAAGACGCUCAAGCCAGUGGUCCAGAGCCAGGAGAACUUCUGGGACAAGAUGAACCAAGCCGGCUGGCUGCGCAGUCCUCACCCUGCCUUUACGCUCACACGAGCGAUAGCACGCUACCGCCAGUUUCUGCAGCUGCGAAACCUGCAUCCGAACUCUGGUGAGCUGCUGCCGACGAGCGCCAUCGAGCUGGCCUGGAGGACGCACCAGUGCUCGCCGACGAGGUACGCCGUAUCCACAACCGAGAUUGCCGGUCGCUUUAUCAACUACGACGACGGUAUGGCCAAGUACGCUGCCGUGACGGGCGGCUUCGCCAAAGCCGAGAAACUGUACAAGCAAGAGUUCGGACAGGACUACGACCCGUGCAUGUGUUGGAGCUGCGAGGCCGAGCUCGCAGAGAAGCAAGCAGUCGACUCUAACGACGACGAGAACAUGCGCAGGGCGGAAGCCAAGGUUGGGCGAGCGCUGGAGGUGGAGAGAGCAAGGAAAGCAGGUAAAAUUGUCCGCGCAUGA
Lasiodiplodia theobromae is the source of this 1383-nucleotide messenger RNA. RefSeq names its product Chloroperoxidase-like protein. The record is from RefSeq and is a predicted model, not a curated record. The coding region runs from base 1 to 1383 and encodes 460 amino acids. Lineage: Eukaryota; Fungi; Ascomycota; Dothideomycetes; Botryosphaeriales; Botryosphaeriaceae. The transcript has 2 exons.